Messenger RNA from Durio zibethinus, 1979 nucleotides. RefSeq names its product putative protein phosphatase 2C 60. Gene Ontology annotation, molecular function: protein serine/threonine phosphatase activity; cation binding. Gene Ontology annotation, biological process: protein dephosphorylation. The record is from RefSeq and is a predicted model, not a curated record. Lineage: Eukaryota; Viridiplantae; Streptophyta; Magnoliopsida; Malvales; Malvaceae.
UGGUGGAGCAAAAAAAAAUUCAUUGACCCAACUUACAGUCCCUUGGAAAAGUGGGGUUGGAUAGCAAAUAACAAUAAAAAAGGGUGGGGUGGUUCAGUCUCCAGUUGUUCUCUCUUUCUAUCGACUUUCUCUUUCUUUGGUUAUGUAUAUAUGUGGAGCCCAUGGCUGCCCAUAUGCACUGCUGGUUAUCAGCUAUAGCUUUAUUUUGUUUUCCUUUAUAAGCCGUUGUCUACUGAGGAAGACCAAACACCCAAAUCCAAACCAAUUUCAGUUUGUUCAUUAUUACACCGAGUCAUAACUUUCUUUCUCCUUUUCCUAUCUUCCUCUUCUCUUUUACUUGCAACAAAGAAAGGAGAGAAAGGAGGAGUGUAGAAAGGAAAAACAAAAAACCCAAAGUGGAUAUAAAAGGCCUAUCAAUCUGGAGUGUUGAUUUGAUGGAUCUAUAGAUCUAACCCUUGAAAAAACCCGCAUGUAUUGCUCUGUUUCUUUUAGAUCUCCGUCGUUUUCAUCUGCUAUUAUUCAGUAGAUGGAAACUCAACAGUACAAAGCAGCUUAAUUCUAUUGGAAGGACUUUGUUGGGGGUUUAUUGAUUAAGUAUUAGUUUUUGGUGGGUAUAUUGCAUCCAAUUUGGGAUGUUUAGGAGGAAUUGGAAGCUUGCCCGGGUGAGAUGAGGGAUGUUAUCAAGGUUGGUCAACUUUCUGAGGGCCUGCUGGCGACCGUCCUCGGACCUUUAUGUCCACAAAGGUUCGGAUGCAGCAGGCCGGCAAGAUGGGCUCCUUUGGUACAAGGACAGUGGGCAGCACUUGAAUGGUGAAUUUUCCAUGGCUGUUGUCCAGGCUAACAAUCUGCUUGAGGAUCAGAGCCAGAUUGAAUCUGGCUCCUUGAGCACUCUUGAGUCUGGUCCAUACGGUACCUUUGUAGGAAUAUAUGACGGUCAUGGUGGCCCUGAGACAUCGCGUUAUAUCAAUGAUCACCUGUUCCAGCAUUUAAAGAGGUUCGCCACAGAGCAGCAAUCAAUGUCUGUGGAUGUCAUAAAGAAAGCAUAUCAAGCAACAGAAGAUGGUUUUUUCUCUCUCGUUACAAAACAGUGGCCUAUGAAGCCCCAGAUUGCAGCUGUUGGAUCAUGCUGCCUGGUUGGUGUUGUUUGCAAUGGGACCCUUUACAUCGCUAACCUUGGUGAUUCUCGUGCUGUGCUGGGAAGGCUUAUCAAGGCAACUGGAGAGGUUCUUGCCAUCCAGCUGUCAUCAGAACAUAACGUAGGAAUAGAGUCUGUCAGGCAGGAGAUGCAUUCUUUGCAUCCUGAUGAUUCGCACAUUGUAGUUUUAAAACAUAAAGUUUGGCGUGUAAAGGGCCUGAUACAGGUUUCUAGAUCUAUAGGUGACGUUUAUCUUAAAAAAACUGAAUUCAACAGGGAGCCUCUGUAUCAAAAGUUUCGUCUGCUUGAACCUUUUAGAAAGCCAAUUUUGAGCUCUGAACCAUCAAUAUCUGUGCAUGAAUUCCAACCUCAUGAUCAGUUUAUCAUAUUUGCUUCUGAUGGGCUCUGGGAACAUCUCAGCAAUCAGGAUGCAGUUGAUAUAGUUCAAAAUCAUCCCCACAAUGGGAGUGCUAGGAGGCUUGUGAAAGCUGCCUUGCAGGAAGCUGCUAAAAAGAGAGAAAUGAGAUACUCAGAUUUGAAGAAGAUUGACCGAGGUGUACGGCGGCAUUUCCACGAUGACAUCACAGUUGUAAUCGUAUUUCUUGAUUCAAAUCUUGUAAGCAGAGCCAGCUCAAUAAAAGGCGCUUCAUUAUCCCUUAGAGGAGGUGGAGUGAACUUGCCUGCAAAAACUCUGGCUCCCUGUACCACACCAAUGGAACUGCAUAUCAAUUGAUGAGGUUCUUUUCUUGACCAGCUGUUGUUCUGGAAAUUAACAACGUUAGCUGGAGACUUGCUGGCGGUUUCUUGUUUAAAAACCAUAGGACUCUUAUAAUUAAUGUGGCUG